AUGUCACUGGAGAAAGAGUACAAGCCUGUAACGGUGGAAAAACCAAUAGAGAAUACUUUUGAUUUGGGAAACUUGGCAACAUUUGACCCAAAUCCUUUAUCUAAUGAACUUUUAAACAGCAAGAAUGAAAAUGAAAAAGAACAGUACCUCACCUCGGUAACAAGGGAUAAUGUGCAGCUCUUGGUGAACCAAAUACUUUCAUUGCCAUUAAAGACCACUACAGAUAAUCAAGGCUCACUGACGGGUCAAUCUUCGUCAAUGACUUUGGUGCAGUUGCCAGAACCAACUACACCAUUGCCACGAGAAAAGGCAAUCCCCAAGGCUAAGCCAAAGACCAAGUGGGAAGAGUUUGCAGCUAGAAAAGGUAUCAAGGCCAAGACCAAGGACGGAAAAUUGGUGUAUGAUGAGGAGAAAGGUGAAUGGGUAUCUAAAUGGGGAUACAAGGGUAACAAUAAGAAGUUGGACGAUCAGUGGUUGGUUGAAUUGAACGACGAUGACGACAAAAAGGGCAAGAAGAGGUCCAACGGCGAAGAUGAAUUGAUCGAUCCAAGGACAUUGGCCAGAGCCGAGAGGAAGAAACUAAUAAAAAAGAAUGAGUUGCAACAUAAGCGAAAUUUGAAGAAUGCUUCGAAAUAG
Lodderomyces elongisporus is the source of this 636-nucleotide messenger RNA. RefSeq names its product Rrs1p (gene RRS1). Lineage: Eukaryota; Fungi; Ascomycota; Pichiomycetes; Serinales; Debaryomycetaceae. The coding region runs from base 1 to 636 and encodes 211 amino acids. Gene Ontology annotation, cellular component: preribosome, large subunit precursor; nucleus; nucleolus. Gene Ontology annotation, molecular function: protein binding. The transcript has a single exon. The record is from RefSeq and is a predicted model, not a curated record. Gene Ontology annotation, biological process: ribosome biogenesis; endonucleolytic cleavage in ITS1 to separate SSU-rRNA from 5.8S rRNA and LSU-rRNA from tricistronic rRNA transcript (SSU-rRNA, 5.8S rRNA, LSU-rRNA); ribosomal large subunit biogenesis.